CCCCAACCAUUAGAUUUCACACCCCUAAUUUUCGGAUUUUCAAGUUCCGAAUUAUUUCGGAAUCUUAGAUUCCGAAAUUAAUUCGUGAUUUUUAGUUCAAAAUACAUCUAACACCACACUUUUGAGUAAAAAACCACACUUUUGAGUAAAAAAGUGCUUCGGAAACCUUAUUUCCGAAAUAUUUCGGAAACUGAGUUUCCGUAAGUGGGGUGACAUUUCUAAUGGUUGGGGUGCCAAAUCUAAUGAUCCGUUACGCGCUAGGAUCGUGAUUGGUGAGUUUUGUUCUGGUUUUGAGGAGAGAGAGUAGAGAAGAAGAAGAAGAAGAAGAAGAAGAUGGAAUCGGCGGGGGAGUGGUUGGAGAAGGCGCUGGUGGAGUUAUGCUCGAAGAUUGAGACUGGUUUGGGAUUAGGGUUGGAUGAAGAGAUCAUCAAAGGGCUUGUUUCGUAUUGCAACCUUGCUGAACCGCGAGAUGCUAAAGAGUAUCUUGAUAAUAUAAUUGGUCAGGAAGCGGGGAAAGCUGUGAUUGAAGAAUAUCUACAAAAGAGAGGUUACUCGGAAUCCAGCGCCAGUUCAAAUGUUCCGACUACCAAAUUAAGUGCCUAUGUGAAACCUUCUUCGGCUGACAUAUCUGCGAUUGGAAGUAAGAAAUCGAAUAGAGCACCGAAAGCUGUGGCGGUUCGAGGUCAAGAUGCAGUACCCAAUAAGAAUGAAGUGAAUCAGACUCCAGCUUCUGGCAGUGAAUCAAGAGCGUCACAAAAUGGGAAUCAAGUGAGUUCCAAAAAGAAGAAAGCUGGGAAAGUUGUGUCGCUUGCUGAGGCGGCGAAAGGGUCGAUUGUGUUCCAGCAGGGGAGGCCGUGCUCUUGUCAAGCACGCCGUCACAGGCUGAUCAGUAAUUGCUUGUCUUGUGGCAAAAUAGUUUGUGAGCAAGAAGGGGAGGGACCUUGCAAUUUUUGUGGUGCGCUUGUGUUGAAAGAGGGGAGCUCUUAUGCUGGCCUGGAAGAAAGUUUGUUACCCUUGUCAGAAAAGGAGGCUGCUGCUGAAGCUUAUGCGAAGAGGCUUGUUGAUUACGACCGGAACUCUGCGGCUCGUACAACUGUUAUUGAUGACCAAAGUGACUACUAUGAGAUUGAUGGGAAUAGUUGGUUGUCAAAGGAGGAAAAAGAACUGCUGAAGAAGAAACAAGAGGAGAUGGAAGAAGCUGAGCGAGCCAAGCGGAAUAGAGUUGUUGUGACUUUUGAUCUAGUUGGUCGCAAGGUCCUUGUGAAUGAAGAUGAAGUUUCAGAAUUGCAGCCUGACAAUAGAAUAUUACGUCCUCCAGAUGAAAGGGAAGUGAACCGUAUUAAACCAAACCCUACUCUCAAGAUUCAGCCGGUAUUCGUGGACCAGGGAUUCAGUAAGAAGUCUGCUAAAGAUAGGCAACCAAACAAAGGCCUCAGCAAGGGCAUGUGCUUGGAGAUUUCUGGGAGGGUGCAGCAUGAUAGCAAUGACCUGAAGUAUUUAAUGAGGGAAAACCAACUGGUAACAGCUUCAGAUUAAAAAAAUUUGGCUGUGCCUUCAGGAAAUGCCGAAAUAGAAGACUGCAUGUUGUAGAUGAUAGUGAAUGUUUGCUUAACAAUGAUAAUGAGUAGUGAGUUGUAUAGCUUUUACUGAUUAUGGUUGCCCCUUUUCAUUUGCUUACUCCCAUUUUGCAUAUUGACUUUUGUGUCAAAGCCUUGAAAUUAAUGUUCCUAAUUCUGUCUUGAAAGAAAGGAAGAAAUAUUAGAAUUUUAAUGAGUCCCCCCCCCCCCCCUUCAAUGCUUGUGCAGAUAUCAAUAUCAAUAAUGUUACUGUA
Molecule: messenger RNA, 1831 nt
Organism: Lotus japonicus
Lineage: Eukaryota; Viridiplantae; Streptophyta; Magnoliopsida; Fabales; Fabaceae
Exons: 4
Coding region: 334-1536 (400 amino acids)
Biological process (GO): regulation of DNA-templated transcription
Cellular component (GO): nucleus
Molecular function (GO): zinc ion binding
Source: RefSeq, a predicted model, not a curated record